Molecule: messenger RNA, 1272 nt
Organism: Hirsutella rhossiliensis
Lineage: Eukaryota; Fungi; Ascomycota; Sordariomycetes; Hypocreales; Ophiocordycipitaceae
Exons: 1
Coding region: 1-1272 (423 amino acids)
Source: RefSeq, a predicted model, not a curated record
AUGAGCUACCUCUACACUGUUGGUGGCUACGCUACCUUGAUUGGUGUUGGAUAUGCACUCUACCACGUCUCAACACACAAGGCCAAUAGACGAACCGCCCCCGCUGCGCCCAGGGGCGCCAAGCCCUCGCACCAAGAGCCACGCAAGGAGGACAGGAAGAAGAAGCAGCGCAUGGAGAGCUUCGCCUCUGAGGUGCAAGAAGCCGCCAAAGAAAAGCCCCGUGACAAAACCGCCGAAGAGCACAGCACACAAUCCAGACCAGUCCCUAACGACAAAUCGGAUGACGGCGCCGACAAUCGCGAGUUUGCCAGGCAGCUGGCCAAGGCGCAGGAAGGCACCAAGUUUGCCGCGAAGGCCGAAGGGGCGAAGCAGCGAGAGAAGUCGGUCAAGCAGUCUCGCGCCAACCAGAUUUCGAACCGCGUCGCCGAGGACAAGUUGUCGGUCCCGUCGGCCCCGUCCUCGACCACGGGCGCCGACGCCGAUGACGAUCAAUCGCCCCCUUCAUCGCCUCAGACCCCUCCAGCGGACGUGAGCGGCGUCAGCGACAUGCUGGAGCCCACACCGGCCGGCCCUUCGGUCCUGCGCGUUACCGGAGCCGAGCCCCAGAAACAGAAGUCCAAGCCGGCCAAGGCCCCGGAGAAGACGGAGUCGAAGAAGCAGCGCCAGAACCGCAAGAAGGCCGAGGCUGCCAAGGCAGCUCGCGAGGAGUCGGAAAAGGAGCGAAAGACCCUGGAGGAGAAGCAGCGACGCGCUGCCCGCAUCGCCGAGGGCCGUGCCGCCAAGGACGGCUCCCUGUUCCAGGCUGCCAAACCAGCCAGCUCUGCCUGGAUCCAGGGCGCACCCAAUGGCGCCAGCGCCGGCCAGACGCCCGACGCCGGCGUCCUCCACCAACCCCUGGACACGCAGGUGAAGGCGGUCCCGACUGCCGUGAAGCAGCAGUCAGCCACGGAGCCGCCGUCGGGCGCCAAGUCGGAGAGCUCUUGGAUCUCGUCUCUCCCCUCCGAAGAGGUACAGAUGGAGAUGCUCAAGGACGAGGCCGAUGAUUGGAACACAGUGACGACCAAAUCUUCCAAGAAGGCUGCCAAGAAGGCCCCCUCAGUCUCCUCGGGCGACGAGAAGGUGCAGACGCAACCUGCGGCCCAGCCCAAGCAGCUCGCCGCCAGCACCAACAAGAGCCCACCCAAAGCCCCGGCUCCCCAAAACUUUGGCGGCUCGUUCUCGGCCCUUACCAACGACGAGGGCCCCGAAGAGGAGGAGGAAUGGGACGUAUGA